GUCCCUAUGUAUGAACCAACCACAUAGGAUCUUGGAAUGUUCUUCACCUUCAAACGACCUUCAAACGCAUAACUACGAAACAAAGUUUCAUUCUUCACUCAGUUCUUUUCUUCCAUCACACAGAUACCCUUUCUCUCUUUUCUUCUUUCUCUUUCUCUCUCACCCGAAACCAUGGAUAUCUUCCGCAAUGAUCAAGAACACGACCUCCCAUAUGUUCCAAACAGUGACGAUUCAGACAACGGCACCAGCGAAAACAAAAAGAUACUCUACAUAUCCAUGGUUUCAUUCACGGUUGUCUUGUUCCUUGUCUUCUCCCUCUACGUCUACGCGCGGUGCAUGCUCACGCGCCGAUCUCGCCACCGUGCCUCCGUUCGCCGACUCAACCUUGCAGCCCUUCAUGUCGCCGACAUGGACGCUGCAAACCGCAGGAUCGAACCAGCGAACACAGGACUCGAUCCUGGCAUAGUAGCGUCGCUGCCAACGUUCACGGUGAAGGCAAAGGUUUUAAGAGAUAGUAGUGGUGACAAUAAUAAGAGUGGCGGUGGUGGUGAUGCUUCAUCGGUAAUGGAGUGUGUUGUGUGCUUGAAUGCCCUGGAAGGUGAAGAAAAAGUGAAGCUGCUACCCAACUGUAACCACUUUUUUCAUGUGAGUUGUAUUGACAUGUGGCUUGGUUCUCACUCUACGUGCCCUCUUUGUCGGGCCGAGGUUAAACCUCGGAUCCAACCACAUGAUCGUGAAGGUCCUGUUAGUCUUGCUCUUGAUAAUGCACCACCUCCUAUGAUUGAUGAUGGUGUUGAUAAUGGUGAAUCUUUCAAAGGUAAUGGUUCGAAUUCACGGUUGAGCUCUUUUAGAAGGAUGCUUAGCAGGGAAAGAUCUUCCAGAAGAGUCCAACCUAAUGGCCAUGAUGAGGAUGAUGGUGUUGAUCAUGAUUUGGAGAGACAAUGAGUUUAUGGUAGGUUGUCCUCAUAAUCUGUGUUCUUAGUUUUCUUGUCAGUGAUGCACAUACAGAAGGAGAAAUAUACAAAUACUUGUUCUUAAA
This is a messenger RNA of Vigna angularis (adzuki bean), 1039 nucleotides long. Its product is annotated as RING-H2 finger protein ATL40. The coding region runs from base 172 to 945 and encodes 257 amino acids. The transcript has a single exon. Gene Ontology annotation, molecular function: transferase activity. Lineage: Eukaryota; Viridiplantae; Streptophyta; Magnoliopsida; Fabales; Fabaceae. Gene Ontology annotation, biological process: protein ubiquitination. The record is from RefSeq and is a predicted model, not a curated record.